Molecule: messenger RNA, 999 nt
Organism: Penicillium samsonianum
Lineage: Eukaryota; Fungi; Ascomycota; Eurotiomycetes; Eurotiales; Aspergillaceae
Exons: 3
Coding region: 1-999 (332 amino acids)
Source: RefSeq, a predicted model, not a curated record
AUGUCGUCAUCACCUACCUUGGAGUCCUUACUAUUCGAGGUUCUCUUUCGAAUAGCAGCCUACCUCGACAUUCGAGACUACAUACACCUCAGUCACUGGAGCCGCUCAAUGUUUCGCUCAAUGAAAGAUAUCAUCAUUGCACGGGCUACUGUCAAGAACAUUCUGCUUUGCAGCAAAGAAGGACAAGCAGCUUGGGCCAGUAAGACCGGCUAUUAUCAGGCCAUCAGACAUCGGUUUGAUGUUCAUGAGGCGGUUGCUACUGCGUCCCCAUAUUCUGUUUCAGUGCUGGCUUAUGCCGCAGACUUCUUGUACCACCAAGGCUUUCUGUGUUAUCGAGUCAAAAACCAAAUUCGUUUGCUUGAUGUACACAAUACAGGCCAAAAAGAGCUUGUUUUGGACCUCGACCAUAUGAACAGCUACGACACCGGAAUUGAAUACAUUCUCUCGGACGUGGGAGAACAACCUACCCUUCUACGUUUCAGUUGCGGGAUCCUAAUCCUUCUGUUUAGCCAAGCCAAUUCAAAUGAUGCUGAUCUGGUCGCGAUUAGAAUACAGCCCCGCCCAGACCAGGCUCGACAGAGCCUCUCCUCCUCGGAUCCAAUUUUUGUCCGCCAUACCCGUCUGUAUAUCUGGUUUGGCACGUUCACGGCCGUCAAUGGCCGACAGAGUGCAUGGGUAUUGCGGGGCAUGCAAUUCAAAACUCUCCAACGAACUGAGUUUUCCGUAGAAUUUCUUGUCGAUGGCGAGCUUGGCAAGAGAGUAUGCUUUGAGAUCUACCAGGGGCAUCUUUAUGUGGUGUCAAUAAUAGACCAGCAAGAGUCUUCCUUCUACCACUGGUCAUGCUACUCCCCGGAUCAUGAAAACAACCUGGGCAAUGGACGUCUUUGGCGCUAUGAGCAUCGUGAGGGCCCUAUCAACGAAAUGGGGGCUGAUCUCUCUAUACAAGCGGAGGAGGAAAAGGGCCGACUCGUCCACCAGUCUUGUUCGGGCUGUUUAUGA